AGAAGAAGAAGAAGAAGAAGGAAGAAGAAGAAGAAGAAGAAGAAGAAGAAGAAGAAGAAGAAGAAGAAGAAGAAGAAGAAGAAGAAGACGGAACUACGUGGCCGGGGCUCGAGAAGGCUGCGCUUUCCCCCCGAGCGCCCAGUCCCCCACCGCGGCGGCUCGCCGGCACUGCGCGUCGUGGGCGCCUGCAGCCGUGGGAGAGCCGCAGACGGCCUGGGGCGCGGGACCUCGGGGCUGGCGGGCACUCGCUCGCUCGCUCGCCCGGGAAAGGAGGGAGAGUCUGCCGGUCCGCGGCUCCGGCUGCGUUGGACGUGCGUUGAAGGGAGCCGAGCUGCAGACUUUGGCUUUUGCUCCGGCUGAUCCGGGGGACGCCUUCGAAAGCGGAUCGGAAUUCAACCGAGGUCAAGGAUGGAUGCCGCCGGCGGCUGCUGCUGCUGCUGCUGCUGCCGAGGCGCUGGCUAAAGCGGGAAGCUCAGCGGCCGUCGGUGCGAAGGAUGCCCCGGCUGAAGCGGCUGCUGAGAGCCAGGCUGGGCUGCCGGCGAUGCUCCGCCGCGCAGUGCCUCUUCUGGGGCGUGUGUUGGGCAGUAGGGGGCGGCCUCUUCGCCUUCUUCUUCCUGGCGCACGGGGGCGUCUUCUCGGGGCGAUGCACGGACGAGCAGAGUCGCCGGAUCCUGGCGAAGCUGUGUUUUGACUACAGGAUGGGCAUGUUGACUGGGGAUCUUUGUGAAGACUUAUGUGUGACCCAGACUUUGACCUACAAACGCUGCCUUUAUUAUGACCAGGGAAAGAAGGUCAUUCAAGCUGACUGGAGAGGCCGCCCUGUGAUCCUAAAAUCAAAAAAUGAAAUAUUCUCUAGCUACCGUGGCCUUGCCUUUUUGGAAGAAAUGGAAUCACAGGGAAUUUCAGAAACGGACCUGCUUCUGAUGAUUGCUUUGGAAGUCAAGAACACAUUGGGCUUGGAACUUCCUAACAAAACUGUGGGGCCUUUGUGGAAGAAAAGAGGCCCACAUUGGAAAGCACAGCUAGCUAGUUUGUGGUCUUUACUCCAACAGGAAGAGUACAUUUAUUUCAGUGUUUUGCAGGACAUCAGUAAACAUGUUCUAAGGGUUAUCGGUUCUUGUGGCCACUUUUAUGCUGUGGAAUAUCUGACAGCUGGACAUGCAUGGCACAGUACCCUUUUUUCUGUGGAAGAUGCUCUUGGUGCUUCCCUUUCUGGGAUUAAAAACAAAGCCAAAGCCAUAAUUCAAAUUGCAAUCAGCUUCUUGGAAAUGGUGAAUCAUUUUGACGAUGACUUUUCUUAUCCCCUUCAUCUCUGUGAUAUUAAACCAGAAAAUUUUGCCAUCCGAAGUGACCUGACGGUGGUUGCCAUUGACGUAGAUAUGGCCUUUUUUGAACCUAAAAUGAGAGACAUCCUCGAACAAAACUGCUCAGGAGAUGAAGACUGUGUUUUUUUCGAUUGCUUUUCCAAAUGUGAUCUGAAGAAUGGAAAAUGUGGGGCAGAAAGAGCCAAUACUAACCUUCAAGUCAUCUGUGAUAAAAUAUUUCGGCCCUGGUUCACUCUAAACCUUGGAGGAUCAGCCAUUUCCUUUCCCAUGCAGCUGCAGUUACAGCAGGCAGUGCAUGAUUGUGCACAACCAAGGAGCAAGGAUAUUUCCAACAUGCAGAGCAAUUCUGCAAGUUCUUUUUCUCAGCUAUACAAUUUGCUCCAAGCCAGUCAAAAGGAACUUCAAAAAUCUAAUCUAGCAGAUUCAUCAGUCAUGGUUACCCAGGAAACAUAGCUUUUUCUUAUUGCUGUUGCUGAAUUAAAUUAUUUUCUACUUCUUUUUUAUUUUACUAUACUUUGAAAACCACAACUGAGCUUGCUGCAUAUAUAUUGGAAUGAAAUCCUGAUUUAACAGACCUAUAUUCGGUAGACUUUGGAUACAGUGGACCAAAUUUCUAUUUGGACAGCUCCUCUGAAAUAACAGACACGUUGAUUGCAUAUAGUUGUUUGUAUAAGAGAGUUAAAUUUACACUAAUUUUAUCUUAAUUUUAUGAUACAACAAUUUAUAUCAUUUGCAUAAUGAUGUCAUUAUGUAAGUGAUGUCAAUGACUGUGAAGAUGUACUUUUGUAUUUAACAGGCAUUGGGAGUAACAAAUGUACCCUUCUCUCCCCAAUCGGUCCAUUAAAUUCAAGUUUAGCUGUAUUAAUCUCUCUGAAAUGUGGAAAGCAGUCAUAUCAGCCAAACUAAUACAAGAGUCAAAUCAUAGAACAGCUUAGUAAUUUAAUUUUAUUUCUAAAGUGGAAUAGUUGAGGAUGGCUAAGUAUUUAAUUAACAUGCUCAAUGGAGAUCUUUGUGAAGAAAGUGUAUCAUAUUUUAACAAACAGCAGUUUUUAAAUAUAUCAGUUAUAGCCUCCUUGUUGCUCAUAAUUAGGUCAAAUUAUUUAGAUUAAGAAAGUUUAGUGAUGGAAAUGUAGAGAAUAAAUGUAAUGUCAUUUUGUUGUUAUAUCUGGACCACAAGUUAUGUUCUCUGUUUGAACGAUGCUGCAAUACCGAUGGAAUUAACUAGCAACUUUAUGAAGGACAAAUACCCAAUGAUCAAACACUGUUUUUCUCUCUCUCCAACAUUCCUGCCAAUCUCUUAUUGUCUUUAAUAUUUUCUUUCUUUCCCAGUUUGCAGGCUAUAAAUGAAAUAAAUUUUAGCCAAAAUCUGACAAAUCUUUUCCAAGUGGUUUUUAAA
Messenger RNA from Crotalus tigris (Tiger rattlesnake), 2721 nucleotides. RefSeq names its product divergent protein kinase domain 1C (gene DIPK1C). The record is from RefSeq and is a predicted model, not a curated record. NCBI's taxonomy places the organism in Eukaryota, Metazoa, Chordata, Lepidosauria, Squamata, Viperidae. The coding region runs from base 495 to 1778 and encodes 427 amino acids. The transcript is spliced from 4 exons.